UUUGUGUACGUGCAGCAGCCGGCUCCCAGCAGUGUGGGCGGUGAUUUUAGCCAAAGGUUCCCCUUACUUUUAGAGCUUGCAGGAUCCGAUUUAGUGCAGAGUACUGCGGAUAGAGCUGUGGGGCGUGCAGGGCUUCUUGCAGGGCCUCUCUGCGUUGGCUACCCCAGUGCUGCGGAGCAAGUUGUGCUCAGCGAAAGAGAUAGACAAUGUUGACGCUGGAUUGCAAUUCAGAGUCUAGCAGUUUCAACGAUCUGUUUGAGGCAGGAACUGGUGUGAACGCACCUGCAGAUGCCUUUGGUCAGUCUCCAGCUCACUUGGCUGCUUGUGGUGGUGAAGCUUUUUUCCUACUUUGGCAACUACAGACGGGAGCAAAUUUGAACCAACAGGAUCGCCUUGGAGAAGCCCCAAUUCAUAAAGCAGCAAAAGUUGGGAGUUUGGAAUGUCUUGCUCUCCUUGUAGCUGGUGAUGCAAAAAUCGAUUUGUGCAAUAACAAUGGACAAACAGCAGCAGAUCUUGCACUGGCUUAUGGCUUUCUGGAAUGUGCCAAGUUCCUCACAACAAUUCAGCACACUCAAGCUAUGAAACUGAGAGGGCAGUCUGGCUACACACUGAGUGACAAACAUCACUGCAAGUUGCUGAGAGAGAAUCCAGCUGCACAGAAGCAAGAACAUGAAAUUAGUGGAUCCUCAAGCAGGAAGAGGAGAAGAUCAGAUGCUUUCCUGUUCAACUGCGGUUACCAGUAACAGUCAAGAGAAUAUGGCUACAUGGAAGGGAAAGGCACACACACACCAUGCGUGCACAUAUGCCAGGAUUUGAAAAUGAAGACACACGUCUGAGGGAGAUUCACAGUCUCCUUAGAAGAAGACUGACAGUACUCUCAAAAGAAGUGAGAGAAGCUGGCAAGGAAAUAAAUACAGAUAUUUUUAUUGACUUGUUUAUAUAUUUCUUCAUAUAAUGGCUAAUCUUCUGAAAACUCUAAGAAAGCCCUGGUGCUUGCUUCAACCAUACCAAAUCCCUGGACAGAUGGAUUAAAUGCAGAUAGAGUAUAAUAUUGGAACUCUGGGAAAGGGUGCAUUUACAAUACUGGAUUCAGCACUGCUAUUGCUGGUGCAGCUGUGAAGCACUACUUCCAUAAUGAGUUAAUGAGGUGCUAGCUGGAAUUGUGCCCGAGACAAAAUCCUAUCCACAGACAGCUCAGCGGCCAGUUCAAAAAGAUCCAUCAGGCUGCAUGACAUCCCUCCUCUCAGCAUGGUAGUGAGGUCAAUGUUUUAUAAUCCUGAAAAACAUUUGUGCUCCCUCAUGGCUGCACUUUGAGCAAUUCCACCUAGUUUACAAAGGAAACUAUAUUCUUAUGCACAGGAAUAAAAGCCUUUACACUACCAGGCCUGUCACAGCUGCUAUAAAUAAUAGGUGGAUCAUCUGCAAAUAUAAGCUCUGGAACAAAAAGUUCAAAAUAGGCUGUUUAAAACUACAAAAUAUUGAAGAAACAAACUAUUUUCCUACCGCUGAGAAUCACUAUCACCAUGGCAACAUGUCCUUUUAGAAUAUCCACAGCAGAAUACAGUCUAAGUAACUACAACUAUCUUGUUCAACUAGCAUUUUCUCAUAGGCUGAACUAUUAACAUUCUUCUUGAUUCCAUUAUUGUAUUUAUCAACACAACACUCAGAUAUUUGUUAGCCUGCUUAUAGCUAUCUAGAUGACAAAGAGCAGCAGUCCAGUAAUUUUAUUUCAGAUAAAUACCGAACAUUCUUCUCCUCCUCCUCCCCAAAAUAAUUGUAGGGUUCUUUACUGUGUAUGAAAGUGUCAGAUUGUCAGAAUAAGAGUAAAUCCCUUGUUUUAUCUGCCAUGCAAAAUCAGAACAGAGACUAUUAUUUCCAGGCUGCUCAACAAUUUGCCUCAAUUCUGAACUCAAGGACUAGCUCUGUUGAUGAAGUGAUCGUUUACUGCUAAUGCGCAUUCAAUUCAUUAUGACUGCUGGAGUAUGUGUGCCUGUUACAAAAAUUGUUUGUGAUGCAAGAGAAAUAGGCUGAAUUCCACAUUUUGCAUAUCAUUAAGCAAUUCAUAGAAACUGCAAACUUGAGCCUGAAGCCCAGGAGAAAUUCAGUAAUUUGCAAACAGCUCCCACUUUCCUCAUCACACUAAAGCAAGAAUGGGGGUUUAUGAACAAGGGACCCUUGUUCCUUAAAAUGGAACCCUUAAAAUGUCAUGUACAAGACUCCUGGUCCCGUUUAUUACCCCUAUUACCCCAUGUACUGUAAUGGUAACUAGCACCCUAAGAUAUUCAGUCUCUUUAAUAAUUACUGAACUAUUACACCAAUAUUUAUUCUUACCUGACAAACAAUAUUUUUGAUGUUAUUCCAAAAAGUUGGUUCAAAACAAGCUGUACCUCAAUAGAGCCGAUCCAUUGCCGUGACCCAACAAAUGCUGCUGGUUUGUCUCCAGCAUCAACCAGUGCCUUUGUAACACCAACAUGCAGCAGAAAAGAAAGUCAACAACAUACAGUAGACAAUUCUGCCAUUUUUCCUGAACAUACAAAGUUGGCUUAAAUAUACAGAAUAUAUUUUGAACGUGACUGGUCAAAAGCAGACAAACAGAUACUGAAUUCAGACACUGUGCUUCUGUUUUGGAAUGUCCCUUGAACUAGGAUGAUGAGCACUGAUGUGCCUAUUAUUUAAAUGCAUCAUUUACAUUACAAGAGCCACUGCAGAGACGUAAGUGCCUACAUUACUAUUCAAGAUAUCUCAGAUCCCUAUAAAAAGUACCCUGAAGAAGAUGCUACCACAACUGGCUAACAAAAUACCUGGAAGGUAUGGGUUUAUUUUAAAAUCUGCUGCUCUCUGAAGCUUACACGUUACAUACUGCAUCACAGAGAAAGGCCUUUUCUGCUCAGUAUACACAGCCUACAAAGAGUCCUGAAGGCUAAUGCAUUCCUCUAGAUGUGUAAAAUACUGUAAGAUGGUUUAGGUGGGGACUAAAAAAUGUUUGGGAAAUUGCAAUUUUUAUUUAAGUGGUUACAUCCCUGUUAGGUAUGAUGCAAGUCCUCUUAUGGAUCAACCAAAUUUUGCUAAAAUGUUCAGUAAGUAAGGAUAAUAUAAAGCACUGUAUUUACAAGAAUGAAGAUAAAUGCAGUGUUUUUCCGGGCAUACAAUAUUAGCUACUCGAAGUCUACAGUUUCUCCUCAGGAUCAUUAACAUAAGUAAACAUACUCAGAUAUUCAUUAAAAUUCACAAACGAAAAUGUGAAUUGGAAGUGUUCAAAAAACAAAAAUCCCCACUACUCUCAUUGGCAAAGUUGCAAAAACCUGCAGUAAAUUAAUGCAUAAUAUCUGGGGACUAAUCCAGCUGUAACUGAAGACAAGUCAGAGUUAAAACUGAUUUUAGUCUGAUGGAUUGGGUUCUUUGUUCUCUUGUGGCAAAAACAGUGAAAAUGUGUCAUAAUCUGAGUUUCUAAUGCACUGUUAAUACAAGGAAGUAUUUAGAAGACUAUUUUAAUGAGUUUCAUUUCUAUAGAUAAACAGUUGGAAACACAACUCCUGCAAUAAAACUUAUCAAAAAUCACAAUUCAGGAGUACUACAGUUCACUUUAAGAAAUGAAUUAAAAAUACCAACACAAAUUUGAAGUCUAAAAAUAUAUUAUUUCUAUAUUAAAAAAUAACGUAAUCUAUACAAACUUUUCUAAGCAAUUAAAUAUGCAUAAAGUAUAAUUAAUUGGCAUAAACGUUUGUACCUGUUGAAUUUCUUUGUGUGUUGGUAUAGAUGCAUCCAUGUAACCUUGGUGCUUGAACCAAGAACAGAUAGUCUGCAAAGAACGGUAUGCACAGCCCCAACCACUGUCAUCAAUCCGAUCCUGCAUAUAAUGAUGGUAACUGUAUAUUCCAUGUACUAAAUAAACCUGCACAGAAAAAGAUAAUACAGCUGAAUCUAAUCACUCUCACAUCCAUUUUCAGAGAAGUCAUUUAUUUAUGUCUCUAGCAAGGUGACAGCUUUCAAUUAAGGAUUAUGAAUCUUUGGAAGAAUGGAAGGUUUGUAAAUCACGUAUGAUCACUCUUCCUAAGUAUCUCCACAUUCACCAUUUUAGUUUAUUGUCCUGGUUCUGAGAAACUUUUAAAAUACAUAUUAAAAAUAUGUGAGGUAACCUUGAAAACAGUGUUCAUUCUUUUACCAAAAAAAUUUAGAUAAUGAAUAUUGUACAGAUAAGAAAAAAAGAGUGCAGUAAGUGACUUGGUCUUUUAAGCAAAAUGGUGCCUCUAUGUCAAAUGGCAUUGUUUUGGUUCUAGUCAUUUCAAAGGACAUCGGUUUUUCAGGGUUUGUUUUUGUUUGUUUGUUUGUUUUGCAAAAGAAUAUCUGUUAUCUAAAUUAUUUCUUUUAGCAACAAAUCUCAAGUAAAAUGAAAAAGUGCUUUCUCAUAAAUGUUUCAACUGAAACUUACUGUACCAGAGUCUGUACCAGGUGGAUUCAGAUGGACAUGUGGAUUUCUGAGAUAUCCAUCUUUAUAUGGUUCAUCUGGAAAAUGAUAAGCAUUUGCUCUCUUGAAAUAUGGUCUAUCACACAGCAGAUUGAACAACCCAUGUAAUUCCUACAUGCAAGUUAGAAUAAAAAACACAAUUCAAAUUUUGGAUUAAAAGAAACAUUUUUUGAACUAAUAAUAAUGUCAUAAUAAUUUUUUAACAUAUAGCUUUGCAGCUGUAAUUGAACAGAUUUUAGCAUAUUAAUAUUCAGCACAUAUGUUUACUGGUAGACCUCACCUUUCUAACAAACCUCUUGAAAGCUUACCUCUGAUCUAAAAGAGCCCACUUUGUAGCCCUGUUACAUUAUGCCAAUUUCUCUGGCGCAGCACUCAGGAUUUCAUGACAAAUUGAAAAUAUGAUAAAAUAUACCACAAUGGAAAAGGAUUACAUAUUUAUCUAUGUAAUAGUAUAUACACUGAAUUUAAAUCUUGGAUAAUAUUAAAGACAUACGAAUAAGCAUAUACUGAGACAAAGACUUCUGCAGAUAAAAACCUAUCUAAAAAAACAUCCUAUGUAGUUUUAAAGUCUCUAUUGUCACCUUAUAAAGAUCCGAUGCUCUUUAUAAAAAUUCUUUCAAUAAAUCAAGCUUACAUAUUCAGUAUACUGUUUCAGUUAUACUACUAAUAAAAAAAAAUCUGCAUCUGUUAAUAUUUAUUCUACCUCAGCUAAAUGAAAAGCUUUACCUUUCUGUAACUUUCCAGUUGAUCAUCCGAAAUACCCGUAGGAUAUGAGAUUGUUACAAGGUGAUUUUUUCCUGGUAACAUGAAAUGAAAUUGUUCUGGUACCACAAUUGAUGUUCCCUUCCUGUAUUUCAUGAUACAUCUUUCCAUAUCAGUUAAUUGCCUGUGAAUUGCUUUCACCAGGAGAUUCCGUACCCUGCAAAGUACGAGGGAGAAUAUUUAUGAAGUACAACAGUGAUGCUGUAUCUUUUCUCUCAUAGCUCUGUUACAUAAUAUUUAUAUCCACAUUUGCAGCCAAUCUGAUGAAUUUGUUGCUUUCAUGCAAGCAUGUUUGCACACAGAAACUGUGCCCUAGUGAGUCAACCCUCCAAAGGGCAGGUAUCCUGGUCUCAUAACAGAAACACAAACAUUUUGAGCAUUUAUGGAAAUAAAGUUACAUAUAAGAUUUUAUAUAUAUAUAUAUAUUUUAACAUUUCAUCCACUUCAUUUAGUACUCUUUAGAAUCAAAUCCCAUUAAAAAGAUAAAACCAAGAAAAAAUAGAGGAAGACACUAGUUUCCAUCAAAUAUUCUGUCACUCUUUUCACACACACAUGUAUUUACAGGAAUUCAAUGUUCUGAAUUCCUUAGUAAGCAAAGGUUAAAAAUCUAUUAGAUAUUACAUGUAAUAAAAGCUUUUAAGUUCUGAGAAUUCUAAUGAAAAUUCAGUAACAUCCUAAAUAAAGACAGGAAGCUUUACAUAUAAAUAAAAUGUGUCCUAUUCCCUAGUCAGCACAAAAAAAUGCAUGCUAUUAUAUUAACACUUCAUAAACAAAAUUUGUCACAGAUAGCAAAAAAAGAUUAAGGAAAUUAUUAGAACUAUCUACUGGAGCUUUUAACUAGUAUGAAAAUAUAUCAACUUUUAUAGUACAUAUUGUCAAAUUCUAUGUAAAACACUAUAGGCUACUUUAUUAAAUUGAUUAAGAAUAUAAUAGCUUUAGUACUUUCAGGAAAAAACAGAAGUGAAAGUAAAUUGAAAAGCUGUAAGUCCAGAAUCAUACAUACUUUCCCCAAGUUUCUUCUGGAGAAACAGAUACAACAACAUCAACCGGUAGCGUCAUACUAAUAUAGUGGUGUUCUUUGUUUUCCCUUUCAAUGACUGGAGCCAAAGCAGUUAAUGAAGAUGUCAUCUCUAACAUCAGGUCUAUAUUGACUAUCUGCUGCUGCAAAGAAUAAAGACACCAAAAGUACACCUCCAACAACACAUGCACCAAUAAUGCAGAAGGAAUAUGAUGGAUAUAAUCAAUUCAGUAACAAAAUAAUUGUGUUUUAAAAAAGCUAACAGUGUUAAAGAUCGAAAUUUUUAUGUGCUAAUCUGCUAUAGAUGGAUCUUUGCAUUAAUGCUGAAUCUUAGUGACUUUAAAGGGAUUCACCUAAGUCAUGUAAUGUCUAUUUGUGCAGAGGUUAUGGAAAGCAGAUCUAGUAAUUUUCAAAUGAUAUGUUGCUUGUUAUAAUUUAUUAGUGUGGUGGGACACGUACCGUAUCUUGUAACUUUUUAUCCUUUUUUUUGCCAAGCUUUCGUCUGAUCUCAUCAUCUUGAUCAAAUCUAAGUAUCAAUAGAAAGAGAAA
Molecule: messenger RNA, 6794 nt
Organism: Rhea pennata
Lineage: Eukaryota; Metazoa; Chordata; Aves; Rheiformes; Rheidae
Gene: ANKRD37
Product: ankyrin repeat domain 37
Exons: 5
Coding region: 207-743 (178 amino acids)
Cellular component (GO): nucleus; cytoplasm
Molecular function (GO): protein binding
Source: RefSeq, a predicted model, not a curated record